Molecule: messenger RNA, 1926 nt
Organism: Grosmannia clavigera kw1407
Lineage: Eukaryota; Fungi; Ascomycota; Sordariomycetes; Ophiostomatales; Ophiostomataceae
Product: sulfur metabolite repression control protein
Exons: 5
Coding region: 1-1926 (641 amino acids)
Molecular function (GO): protein binding
Source: RefSeq, a predicted model, not a curated record
AUGUCUUCCCAGCUCAUGAGCAAGACCGUUACUCCCUUCCUCAAGGACCACAUCCCCGGCGUGUACUCCCCCAUGGCCAAGCGCAACACCAUCGAGUCGCUCCAGCGCCAAAACGCCGACCCUAACAGCCGCUACUGCUACCGCCACCGCCCCGACUCCAAGUGCCAUCGCGCCGCCGACGAGGUCAAGAUGGCCAAGAUUCAGAGUGAGCUCGAGAACCUGAAGCCCGACGACCAGCAGGCUAUCACGCACGUCUGGUCGCUCUUCUCGGCCGCCCCGGCCAAGCACCGCGACCUGAUGCUGCAGGGCAUCAUGACCCAGUGCUGCUUUCCCCAGCUCUCCCGCGUGUCGCGCGAGGUCUCUGACCAGCUCAAGAUUGACUUUAUCCUGUGCUACCUCGACCCUGUCUCCCUCUGCAAGGCUGCCGUCGUCAGCAAACAGUGGCGCGAGCUCGCCGACGACGACCAGGUCUGGCUGCUUGAUCGCAAGUGCACCAAGUGCGGAUUUGGCUUGCCAUUGCUGGAGCGCAAGCGCCUGCGCGACUGGACCCGGAGACAGCAGCUCUCGCAGGGCACGCGCGACAAGAGCGCGCGGCCGCGGAUUCCGGCACUGCCACCGACGCUGCCGCCGCCCAAUUCGCUGCGAGACCUGGGCCUGCUCAAGCGGGAGGCGAGCAGCGAGGCAUACGAGGCGCCGCAGAUGAAGCGCGCCUGCACGAACCCGGUGUCUGAGAGCAGCGGCCAGGGCAGCGAGUCACCGCAGCGCGCCACCGAGCUGGAGCGUCGCAGCCGGCCAUGGAAGGCCGUGUACCGCGACCGCUUUCGGGUGGGCUACAACUGGCGCAACGGCCGCUGCGCCAUGAAGAUCUUCCGCGGCCACACCAACGGGGUGACCUGCCUGCAGAUCGACGACAACAUGAUGGCCACCGGCUCCUACGACGCCACCAUUCGCAUCUGGAACCUGGAGACGGGCGAGCAGACGCGCGUGCUGCGCGGCCACAGGCAGGGCAUCCGUGCGCUCCAGUUCGACGACCACAUCCUCGUCAGCGGCUCGCUCGACGGAACCAUGAAGAUCUGGAACUGGCGCACGGGCGAGCUGCUCAACACGCUGAUGUGCCACAGCGGCGGCGUGUACAGCGUCAGUCUGGACGGCGAGUGGCUCGCGUCCGGCUCGGCCGACAAGACGAUCAAGGUGUUCAACCUCAUGACCAAGGAGUCCUUCUCGCUCAAGGGCCACGCCGACUGGGUCAACCAGGUGCGCAUCGACGGCACGGCCGCACGGACGCUGUUCUCAGCAUCAGACGACUGCACAGUCAAGCUGUGGGACCUGGAAACGAAACAGUGCAUCCGCACGUUUGAGGGCCACGUUGGCCACGUGCAACAGGUGCUGGCGCUGCCGGCCGACUUCGAGCCGGACGACAACCCGGCCGACACGCUCAAGGACCGGGCAGACUCAGGGUCGGUGACGAGCGGACGCGGCACGUCGCCGUUACGGGGCGGCCGAGUUCCAUCUCCACAGCCGGUGGUGGACGAAUACAACCGGGCAGCUUACGGGCUGGGGUUCCUCAACGAUGCCGACCGGCCGCUGCCGCCGCGUUACAUUUUGAGCGCGGCGCUGGACAGCACGAUCAAGUGCUGGGACACGGCCACGGGUCGCUGUGUGCGGACGUUCUUUGGACACCUGGAGGGCGUGUGGGCGCUCGACGGCGACACGCUGCGGGUGGUGUCAGGAGCCAACGAUACAAUGGUCAAGGUGUGGGAACCGCGGUCGGGCAAGUGCGAACGCACGUGGACGGGCCAUAGAGGGCCAGUAACGUGUGUUGGCCUGAGCGACUCGCGCAUGGCCAGCGGCAGCGAGGAUGGCGAGGUGCGUCUGUACUCGUUCCAGGACCGGUCUGGCUUGGAGGAAUACGGCACGCCGAGCUGA